AUGUCAUUAGAUCUCUCAUCUGACUGUGAGUGUCCUAAUUGUUUGGAGAGUGCUCAGAAUGAGUCUGAUUGGAAUCCCUCCUCCAGCAAGAGAGGUAACAGUUCUUUAUAUCCAAGAUCAAGGAAGAAAUCCAUGCGUUCUUCCAGUGCACAGUGCUUUCCUUCACAGCUUUGUGCCACAAGGCCAGAGAGUGAUAAUAAAGAAGACUUAGCAUUUCUUCCCUCAGAGGAGGAAAGCUAUGUGAAGUUUUUUCAAAACAAUCUUCUCAGUCUGAGCUCCAAAGACAUCCAAAGGAAAUUCAGACCGUUGAGAGAGUGGACCAUCCAAGAGUUAGUGAGGGAGUUUGGGGAUAGUGGGAAGCUCCCACCAAGCUCCAUGUCCCUGGGCUACUUUAGAGAUCAGGUCGCUAUGACGUUCAGAAGAGCACUGUAUUAUUCUGGAAUCUGGGUGACACAUGUCCAAGGCCACAGACUUAAAAAGCACUUUUCAGCUAAUUAUUUCAAGAGAAAUCCUGGUUGCCUACACCGGCUGAUUCCCUGGCUGAAACGAGAACUGACAGCUGUUUACGGAGAUUAUAGCUACACAGUGAAGAAUAUCCUAGCCACUAUCCUUCAUCACAUGACAGAAUAUGAUUUGGACAGUGAGUCCUUCAUUCACCUCCUGGAACCUUAUCUCCUACAGCACACCCACCAUUUCCUGCAUGAGUUUAUCAGUUUCAUUCAUUCACCCUACAACAUGGACACCUAUGACCAGCGAGCCAUCUAUCAAUGCUUUGUUGCUUCACCACAGGAAAAAGAGAACUCCAUUUCACCUGCUCCUGUCAUACCUUUGACUAAGGAUCGUGCUCAACUGAUCUCUCAACAUAAUACAAAGCCGUCUAAAAACAUCCAGGGUCAAUGGAAUAAGGAGGAGAGGCCACUGUCAGGGUUAAAACUGUUUUCAAAUAGUAACUCUUCCUUGAAGAAAUCUGAAAUUCCACCAGUCUUCCAAAAAACAGUAAGUAAAAUUCAUGGUGGCAUCAAAGACAAAACAGAAUCAAGUCACCAUAAAGGCAAAAUUUCUAUUAACAAUAUGCUCCUGAAUUGGGCUACCCCAAGGGAAAGGGCCCCAGGCUUACUUAAUUGCAAAAAAAAAGUUCAAGAGAAAAUGUUAGAAGGGAUAAAGUUACUUCCUGGUCAUACUCAUGAUCUGGACAAGAGUGAAACAACUGCACACACCACUAGUACUCCAGCAAUUUCUAAUCAGGUGCAACCAUGGAAGUACAGUCUAACAGACAGAAGCGUUUUGGGUUUUGGUCAGAAGAUAAAGUUCCAGGAAAAAAAAGGAGGAAAAAACAAAUACUCAGAUUCUUCACCAAAGAUAUUUCAAAGAUUGCCCAGAGAAAGAUCCUUGACAAAUUGCAAAUCCAGAAAGAGAGAUCCCUCUUGGAGUUGCAUUUCAGAAAAUACCUUUUCUCCUAAGAGAGAUGGUAGGAAGCAGAGUUCUUUCAGGAAAAAGAGAAUGAAGUGUAGACAAUCCUCCCAAUUUGUCAAAGUUGGUUCACACUCCGGUAGAAGAAUCCAAAGACGAUCAAGGUCCAAAACUCACAGAUCCAAAUCCUGGUGUGUCGGAUCUAGAAAGAGAUCUGUAAGCAGAGAAUCAAGUAAUCUCUCUCUCAGAGGAAGUCACAAAAGUGAACACUUCACCCAGGAUAUAUGCUGUGAGCCUGCAAAAGAAAAUAACGUGUAUGACAGUGAAUCAAACGACAAGAAGGUAUCUUCAACUACAGUCCAAUAUGCGAAACUUUCUUCAACUGCUAGGAAGAAACUCAAGAGUCCUUCUAAAGGUGAAGGAGCUUCCCAAACUGGAAGCCACUGCAACAGUCCCACAUGCUUACAACUUGAAAAACACAGAUCCCCAAGUAAAAAAGAGAUAAAGCAAAAAACCUCAUUUCCUAGAGCCAGAAGAACCAGAGCAGUUAGAAACAGAGAAAACAAAUGCCAGUAUUCAGAUAUACAAACCACAGAGGAAGUCAGUGAUGAAUCAGAGGAUCUGGAUGACAUUAGACAAAUUAGUAGUCUUUCUGAAGUACACCUUCCUGCAGGAAGCAAAUCCACAAAAAAUAGAAUUCAAGUUUUCAAAGUAAUUGUGGGGUCAAGAAUGAAUACAAAGAAGAUAUAA
Carlito syrichta (Philippine tarsier) is the source of this 2160-nucleotide messenger RNA. Its product is annotated as E3 ubiquitin-protein ligase Topors-like. The record is from RefSeq and is a predicted model, not a curated record. Gene Ontology annotation, molecular function: ubiquitin protein ligase activity. NCBI's taxonomy places the organism in Eukaryota, Metazoa, Chordata, Mammalia, Primates, Tarsiidae. Gene Ontology annotation, biological process: protein polyubiquitination; protein monoubiquitination.